Molecule: messenger RNA, 826 nt
Organism: Amoebophrya sp. A120
Lineage: Eukaryota; Dinophyceae; Syndiniales; Amoebophryaceae
Source: the annotation of a GenBank genome assembly
CCUACCUCGUCAUCCGAUAAACCCUUUUCUAAUUCUACCAGGACACUCGACGCACAACUCCAAAUCAAAUUCUGCCAGAGCGUUCAAAUAAAUCAUGCCGACGCCGCUGCGUGGCGAGGCGUCGGGCAGCAGUUUGGCGUGCUGGUGUGCCUCCCCACCGUCACGAGGCGAGGAGGCAGUAGUGGACUCCCUCCGCCACGGGAAGCGAAGCGCCACGAUUCAAGAAAAGCUUGCGCCGGCCGCGAGUGGUCUCCUGGCCUUUUGGCGGAGCAAGAAGCCAGGCCCCGACACCAUGGCCUCCGCGCGAAAAAAGUCGAUAGGUGGCCGCGGCGGCGUCUGUUGCUAUUGGUUGCCGGGCAUGUGCCACCGAAAAGCAUAGGGCGGGCCGCGCCCCCUCGGGCCGCGCCGGCAUCUGACUUUCGUCGUGUAUAUUGGGCGGCGCCCAUGGUCGCGCAGGCGCCCACUGCAGCAAGGCUGGCCGGGUUCCGCCGAGAAACAAAGCAGGGCCAAGGAAGCGCCACGCCCCCCCGAAACACGCACCGGGCGGCGCAACAAGGGCGCGUCGCUUCAUGCCGUUGCCCACUGCAUGGCCGGCAUGCCCCCGGCGUGCGGCCAUGUGUGUGCCGCCCGUCGCCUGCCCGUCGGGUGUGCCACCUACUUUGCUUUCUUUGCAGUGGUUGCCCUGAGGCACCCCUCUCGUGCUCAGCGAGCCGCGUGCCCUGUUGUUUCCUUGGGCGGCCGCCAGCUCCGGGGCCUGGCUCCUGCAAUUGUUGUCUAUUGUCGCUUACCUGUAACGCAGUCGUCGGCCCCCGGCCUGUUCCUUCAU